UGUGGGCAGGGUGCUAUGGGCGUCUCAAGCUCGAAUCCUGGAUCAAGAACAAUGGACAUGCAUGUGUUUUUCCUGCUUUGUACUUUUGUGGUGCCUUGUUUUACAGACACCACUACAGCUGAAGCCAGAAAUCUUGCUUUAUAUGGCAAGGCCACACAAUCAGACCUGGUCGAGAAUCCUUGGUCUGCAGAUGGCCAUGCCAUUAAUGCUGUUGAUGGCAAUCGUGACUCACAUUAUGAACACGGAUCCUGUACUGCUACUACAUUGCAAGAUGAUCCAUGGUGGAGGUUAGACUUACUAGACAAGUACGUAGUGACCUCCAUAACUAUCACCAACCGAAAAGACUGCUGUCCUGAAAGGCUUGAUGGAGCUGAGAUACACAUUGGGAACUCUCUGCUGAACAACGGCAACAGCAAUCCAAUGGCUGGAAAGAUUUCAUCCAUUCCAGGUGGGAGAUCCCUCACGUUCAAAUGGAAGAAAGGCAUUCCAGGCCGGUACAUCAAUGUGGUCAUACCUGGAUCUAAUCGACUUCUUACCCUCUGCGAGGUCGAGGUUUAUGGUUAUCCAGCUCCUGAUGGUGAAAAUGUGGCUUUAAAAGGGAGAGCUACACAGAUUUCCCUCUAUGGAAACGGCUUUGCAUCCAAUGCCGUUGAUGGGAACAAAGAUGGUGUGUACGGUCAUGGAUCCUGUACCCACACCAAUAAAGCUCUCAAUCCCUGGUGGAGACUGGACCUACUGAAAAGGCACAAAGUGUUUUCAGUAGUAAUUACAAACACAGUAGACAGUGUUCCCCAAAGAUUAAAUGGGGCAGAAAUCAGAAUUGGAAACAGUCUGGACAACAAUGGCAAUAACAAUCCCAGGUGUGCUGUGAUCUCUUCCAUUUCUCCUGGUUUUUCCUCCACCUUUGAAUGUGAUGGGAUGGAAGGACGUUAUAUUAAUGUUGUUAUCCCAGGACGGGAAGAAUAUCUUACACUGUGUGAGGUUGAAGUGUACGGAUCACCACUGGAUUGGAAAAUGAAAAUGCACAUAUUUUUCAUACUUUGGAUUUUUGUGAUGCCUUAUUUUACCGACUCAACUGCAGCUAAAGCCAGAAAUCUUGCUUUAUAUGGCAAGGCCACACAAUCAGACCUGGUCGAGAAUCCUUGGUCAGCAGAUGGCCAUGCCAUUAAUGCUGUUGAUGGCAAUCGUGACUCACAUUAUGAACACGGAUCCUGUACUGCUACUACAUUGCAAGAUGACCCAUGGUGGAGGUUAGACUUACUAGACAAGUACGUAGUGACCUCCAUAACUAUCACCAACCGAAAAGACUGCUGUCCUGAAAUGCUUGAUGGAGCUGAGAUACACAUUGGGAACUCUCUGCUGAACAACGGCAACAGCAAUCCAAUGGCUGGAAAGAUUCCAUCCAUUCCAGGUGGGAGAUCCCUCACGUUCAAAUGGAAGAAAGGCAUUCCAGGCCGGUACAUCAAUGUGGUCAUACCUGGAUCUAAUCGACUUCUUACCCUCUGCGAGGUCGAGGUUUAUGGUUAUCCAGCUCCUGAUGGUGAAAAUGUGGCUUUAAAAGGGAGAGCUACACAGAUUUCCCUCUAUGGAAACGGCUUUGCAUUCAAUGCCGUUGAUGGGAACAAAGAUGGUGUUUAUGUUCAUGGAUCCUGUACCCACACCGAUAAAGCUCUCAAUCCCUGGUGGAGACUGGACCUACUGAAAAGGCACAAAGUGUUUUCAGUAAUAAUUACAAACACAGCAGACAAUGUACCUCAAAGAUUGAAUGGCGCAGAAAUCAGAAUUGGAAACAGUCUGGACAACAAUGGCAAUAACAAUCCCAGGUGUGCUUUGAUCUCUUCCAUUUCUCCUGGUUUUUCCUCCACCUUUGAAUGUGAUGGGAUGGAAGGACGUUAUGUAAAUGUUGUUAUCCCAGGACGGGAAGAAUAUCUCACACUGUGUGAGGUUGAAGUGUACGGAUCACCACUGGAUUGAGAAGCACUUACUUCUUUUUUUUAAUGUAAUACUUAUUAUUUAAAAGUAUUAAUGUAACGAGUAUAAAUUGUUAUCUUAAUCCUUGUUUUCACAAUAUUUGCUCUUCCAAUUGAUAUUACGAGAUACCAAAGAAAAAAAACAUACAGAAAAAAAAAACAGAUGUAAAUUAAUUUAUUCAAAGAAAACUUGACAAUGCCCACACUUUUUGACAGCUGGGGGAAAUGUAAAGAAAUUAUUAUUAUUUUUUUUUAUCUUGCAAAAUGUAAAAAUAUGUAAAACAAGACGUGAACACUUCAUCAUAAUAAAACUAUUAUAAUACAACUCACUAUAAAUCUGUACAUAAAUAUAUGUGUGUGUUCUAAAAUAAAGCAACAGAUUAGUUAUUAUUAAAGUAACACAAAUAUAUAACACUAUAAGUCAAGAUCAUCUAUUUUUUUUUAAAACAAAUACUUUGCAGAGUUCUCAUAAAGUUGUAUUGAAUUCUAUUCCAUAUUGUAAACAUUAAAUUAGAGAAGAAUGCUGCGUAGAAAUACUAAGGCCCAGGCUGACCCCUAGUGGAGGGUGGACCUGUAGAAAAUGCCCCUAAUAACCAAGACAAAAAGAUGAUUGAUGGAGCUCAGCAGCCCACUGGAGUAUGUUAUCAUUUGUGCUCACCUGAUAAACUGUGAUGCUCUACUUAUGAACUGAAACUCAUGUAAUGCUAUGGAUAUAUUCUCUGUAUUCAGUGUUUUAAUCUGCUAAUCUCAUUCGAUUUCACCAGACUCUCCAUCUUCUGCUCUUUUUCUAAACAUAAAAAAUAUAAAGAGUGUUUGUUUGUUAAGAUAUGACAAAGUGCAGCAGCCAGAAUUUUGUUAUUCUAGCGGUAAUCAUAUUGACUCUAAAAGCCAUUCUAUUAUUAUGUUAUUUAGCUUCAUUAAAACUCAGAAUUUCUCAAAACGAUUAUGUUUUCUUACUCCGCUUUUAAAGGAUUCCCAGCAUUCCAGGUCAUCGACGACCGUAAAACACUCAUCAUUGCCACUCAGAAGGCUUAAUAAAAUUAUAGUUAGACAUAUUUAGUUUUUCCCUUAAGUAUUCACAGCACACUAUGAACAAAUAAGUCAAUUUCCUUGUGGUAACUAAUUAUCUUUUCUGAGAAAUAAUUAUGAAAAUACAAUAGCCAAAAUAAUACUGAGGCUUAGUUCAUUCACCCAAAGACUACAUUUCCCAGAAUGCAUUGCUCCGUAUACCGGAAAAUGAACCCACAUUCUCGCAAUCUUUUGCUUUUGCCGAACAUGUUUCGCUUCAAGAUACGUAAUGUAAACAUAGGUGUACUAUCAAGUCAAUAGCAGCUAAUUUUACAAUUCCUCGUUUGCUCUUUGAGAUACGACAGAACUUUUUCUUUUAACUGAUUUGCAUUCAUUUUUGUUUAUUUUGACAUUUAUGUUUAUUCAUUAAACGAUCAAGACUUUUCCUAAAUGAUCUCAGUUGUCAAUUCCAGCCAAAAAUUGAAAGUGAAUGUCUAUAUCUGGCUUUUAUUCUAGUACUAAUAAAUACUUCUUAACGUGUAACCUGGCGCUAGGAGAAGCAUUAUAAUACAAACCAACUGUUUGCUAAUUUCAAUCUCCAGAAUGAAGCAGGAACACAAAGACCUCGUUUUGAAAGCAUGUGGAGCAAAGUCUCUGUAGAUUGGUGCAAACUAAGAUUCAGACUUUGUGGAGCAGUUAUGGUGAAAUAUUAUGAUUCCCUUGAAGGGAUGUGACCGUCCCUCUGUGGGUGUCAAACAUGUGACGUUUCCCUAAAACCAGAAACAUCCAGGGGGCUAGAACACAGACAUUUCUCACCAGUGCAAGUUGCGAUCCUAUCAAGUAGAAAGUCACUGGUACCAAAGCUACACUACUAAAGAAUGCUGCCGCCAAGUCAUUUGGUGAUGA
Molecule: messenger RNA, 3884 nt
Organism: Cyprinus carpio (common carp)
Lineage: Eukaryota; Metazoa; Chordata; Actinopteri; Cypriniformes; Cyprinidae
Exons: 11
Coding region: 16-1974 (652 amino acids)
Source: RefSeq, a predicted model, not a curated record